AUGAGCUCCUUUCAAGAGGGAAAGGACUGCCUUGGGUGGGAAGCAAGCGAUGCCUCUGGAGUUCUGUCACCUUACCAUUUUAAGCGAAGAUCAAUCAGUGCUGAUGACAUUUCAGUGAAGAUUACAUACUGUGGAACAUGUUAUGGUGACGUAAUUUAUACCAGGAACAAACAUGAAGACUCAAAAUAUCCUGUAGUUCCAAGUCAUGAGAUUGCUGGAAUCUUGCAAGAAGUAGGCUCCAAUGUCCAGCGGUUCAAAAUUGGUGACCCUGUUGGAGUGGAAACAUAUAUUAAUUCAUGCAGAAAUUGUGAUGAAUGUAAUGAAGGACUAGAAGUGCAGUGCCCAAAUGGAAUGGUUCCCAUAAUUAAUGCUGUGGAUGUAGAUGGUACAAUCACAAAGGGAGGAUCUAGUUUCAUUGUUGUUAUUGAAAGGUACUGCUACAAGAUACCUGAAAACUACCCAUUAGCUCUAGCAGCACCUUUACUUUGUUCAGGAAUUACUGUUUACACUCCCAUGAUCCACUACAAGAUGAACCAACCUGGUAAAUCUCCAGGGGUGAUAGGGCUUGGAGGCCUUGGUCACAUGGCAGUGGAUUUUGGCAAAGCUUUUGGAGUGGAUUUCAGUACAAGUAUAUCCAAGAAAGAGGAAGCCUUGAAUGUCCUUGGAGCAGACAAAUUUGUUGUCUCAACUGAUGAGGAAGAAAUGAAGGCCUUGUCUAGAACUUUGAACUUCAUAAUUGACUCAGCAUCAGGAGACCAUCCAUUUGAUCCAUACAUGUCCCUCCUGCAGACUAAUGGCCUGUUCGUCAUGGUUUGCUAUCCAAAAGAAGUAAAACUCGAUCCCCUGAGCCUUUUUACAGGUAUGAGAUUGAUUACUGGAAGUUUCACUGGAGGGACGAAAUUGACACAAGAAAUGUCGGAUUUCUGUGCUGCCAACAAAAUAUAUCCGGAGAUCGAAGUGAUGCCAAUUGAAUACGCUUAUGAAGCCUUUGAGAGGAUGUUGAAGGGAGAUGUCAAGUAUCGAUUGUGAUCGACAUCGAGAACUCUUUGAAGUGAAACCAUAGGAAAAUAAGAGGAUUUGUUUGGUGAUCCUCACAUUUAUACUGUUUUGGAGCGAUUCCAUAAUAAAGGAAAUGACUGAAUCUUUGUCGAUU
This is a messenger RNA of Populus euphratica (Euphrates poplar), 1153 nucleotides long. Its product is annotated as probable cinnamyl alcohol dehydrogenase 1. Lineage: Eukaryota; Viridiplantae; Streptophyta; Magnoliopsida; Malpighiales; Salicaceae. The record is from RefSeq and is a predicted model, not a curated record. Bases 1 to 1029 code for a protein of 342 amino acids. Gene Ontology annotation, molecular function: oxidoreductase activity, acting on the CH-OH group of donors, NAD or NADP as acceptor. The transcript is spliced from 6 exons.